AUGGACUCCCAACUUCUUACACCCGACACUCCGGAGCGGUCUCCGACCUGCCGAGAUGCAUUCCCCUUCAACUCCCCAGAGUCUCCCAAGGACCUUCAGAAGCCUUGGGAAUUCUCUCACGACGGAUACUACCCGAUCACUCCUCCUACAGAGGUUUGUGAGUCGGACGAGGAGCUUGCAACUGUUGCCAGCUCCAUUGACCUCGAGGCGGAACCCCUGGUUGCCGUCAUUGGGGUCGGAUACGUUGGAGAACACCUUGUCGGCAACUUCGCUCGCAAGUACAAUGUUCUCGGUUUCGACGUGUCUGAGGCGCGAGUCCAGAGCCUCGAGAAGGAAUUUGGUCCGGACAGCAAGGCCAAGUUCACCAGCAAGCCCAGCGAUAUGGGCGCGGCCACGCACUUCCUCAUCUCGGUCCCUACCCUCCUUCGCCCAGACAACACCGUAGACACCUCUUUCCUGCGGUCCGCUCUCAAGAAUGUUGCGACGUACGCUCGUGCCGGUUCAGUAGUUGUCGUCGAGUCGUCUGUUGCCGUCGGGAUGACCAGGGAGCUUCUCGGGCCCCUUGCGAAGGAGCGUCACUUCUUCGCCGGCAUGUCUCCCGAGCGUGUUGACCCCGGCCGAGUCGAGCCUCCCGCCCACGCCAUUCCCAAGAUCGUCUCCGGCCUGGAUGACAUGGUUCCCGGCUCUCUGAAUGCGAUUGUCCGUCUGUACUCCCAGGUCUUCGACAAUGUCGUGCCCGUGUCGCGGCCCGAGGUUGCUGAGAUGACAAAACUCUACGAGAACUGCCAACGCAUGAUGUGCAUUGCCUUCGCCAACGAGAUGGCCGAUGCCUGUCUCGGACACGGAGUCGACCCCUACGAAGUGUCCGGUGCGGCGGCGACCAAGCCUUUCGGAUACAUGCCGUUCACGCCCAGCCUUGGUGUCGGUGGUCACUGCAUUCCCGUCAACCCGUACUACCUUCUCUCCAACAACCAGUUCCCUCUUUUGCAGCACGCCACAGAAAGGAUGCGCGCCCGCCCAUCAGCCAUUGCUCAGCGCGCUGUUGAGACUUUGUGUGCAGAGAAGUUGCGCCCGAGCGUCCUCGUCGUCGGCAUGGGCUUCAAGAAGGGCCAGUCUCAUCUGGCAAACUCUCCCGGCCUCGAGCUCGCGAAGAGCCUCGUGUUGUCUGAGAAGGUCGAUGUUUGCUGGGCCGAUCCUCUCGUCAAACAAGAGGCGGUGCCCCAGAUCGCUCGCCUAGACGACGUCGAGGGGUGGAAUGCGAAGUCGCUGGAGCAACGCUUCGACAUGAUCAUCGUUGCCUUCCGGCAAACGGGACUGGACUUCGAGGUGUUGAACCGACUGGAAAGCACCCGGGUUGAGAUGUGGUGCAACUAA
Molecule: messenger RNA, 1374 nt
Organism: Colletotrichum karsti
Lineage: Eukaryota; Fungi; Ascomycota; Sordariomycetes; Glomerellales; Glomerellaceae
Product: nucleotide sugar dehydrogenase
Exons: 1
Coding region: 1-1374 (457 amino acids)
Biological process (GO): polysaccharide biosynthetic process
Molecular function (GO): oxidoreductase activity, acting on the CH-CH group of donors, NAD or NADP as acceptor; oxidoreductase activity, acting on the CH-OH group of donors, NAD or NADP as acceptor; NAD binding
Source: RefSeq, a predicted model, not a curated record